GCAGUCAGUAGUGCCGCGCGGCGCUGCGCUCCACCGCCUAACACUACGCGCCGCAUGCGUCUUCGCUCCGUGCCUCUCGAAUUCUACUAUGCGACUCGCGUGUUGCGCUUGCUCGUGUUGUGGUGCUUUAUGAUGGUACAGCAUGAAAGUGCAAGAUAUGCGGACGUUCCGUGACCGACGCCCUGCUAGAUUUGCCACCGCCACAAGUGGGCGGAGAGACGGGACGCUUUCUCGGCUGCUCAGGUGAGCGGCCUCUCGCAUCUCACGUCGCUGGUUAAAGACGCUGCCAUCUCGGGGUCGAUAAAAAAUGCCUUACAGAUGGACAUGACCUUUUACCGCCGAUUAGCUAGGGUGGAGUCACAAGUGGCACAAGCGAGUGGCAGGGUGUGGUGAUGGAGUUGGUAAUACUGAAAGCAAGAGCCCAGCUGAAUCGUCUCGUGUCGGGUGAGCGGCGCGCGAGCGCGAGCAAGGACCGGGAGGCGCGCGCGGGCGGCGGCGGUGGCGCGCGGGCGGCGGUGCGCGAGCGCAGCAUGGCGCCCGCCCCCCCCGCGCCGGCGACCGCCGCGCCCUGGCUCAACGCCACGCUAGCAUACAACCUUUCGCGCAUCAACUCAACCUUCGAUACCGACUACGAGCUUCUUAACGCUAGUUCUACCGAUGAACACGACAACCAUUGGUUCUGCGCUAAAUGGACCAGCGCUCAGCAAGAUCUUUUUCAGGCCGCAAACCUAUGCUUCGCAAUUGCAUUCCUGGCGCCGAAAAGUUUCAAGCAGAGUAUAUUAGUCCUGCGGGCGCUGGCCGCGGCGGGCGCGGUGCUGAUGGGCAUGUGGGCGGGCGCCGAGGUGUGUGCACCCGACGUGCUAGCGUGGAGCCUCGCGCUCGUCCUCGUCAAUUCUAUACACACAGUUUUUUUAAUUAUAAGGUUUCUUCCACCGGCGUUGUCAUUAGAGCUGACUGAUUUGUACCUGAAACUAUUCAAGCCUCUGAAAGUGAAUAAGAAGCACUUUCAGGAGCUAACUCGAGAAGCGAGGGUCGUGAAACUAGAGCCGGGUGAGGCGUACGCGGUCGAAGAAGUCACGCCGGCAGACGAACGAUUGUCAAUAUUAUUGAAGGGAAAGAUGCGAGUGAGUUGCGAUGAAACGCAUCUUCAUUAUAUACAGCCUUACCAGUUCGUCGACUCACCCGAGUGGGAAGCGAACCGUGAACAGUCUGACGACGUCUUCCAGGUGACUGUGGUCGCGGAGGAGGUGUCCACGUGCGUGUGCUGGUCGCGCAUGCGCCUCGAGCGCGUGCUGCGUCAUCGCCCUGCCCUUAAGGUCGUACUCGACUGUCUCAUAGGCAAAGAUAUCACGCACAAGCUGUAUUCAGUCAGCGAAGGACUGGGUGCAGGAGUGGGUACCGAGGCCGAAGGUUUACCGCCACACCUCACGCGUUCAGCCAGCGUCGAUGCUGUACAUGAAGGAGCGCGCGGUCGCUUGCGAAGUCUUGCGUGGAGAGCAAGAUCUACUUCUACAAAAGGGUCUUCGUACUGGCAGCCGGUUGUUGCACGCCAAUUUCUUCGACAUUCACCAUUUAGCCGGAGCGUGAUUCCUCCACCUCGACUAUUAACACAAGCGUCCUCGGCGAGUCUGCAGCCGCCCGUACGUCGCCGUAGCCCACCACGCCGCACCGCUUCGUUCCGACGUAGCCGCGAGGUUAAGUUCGCGGAGAGCCCUUCGGAGCCGGCCGUGUGACGCGGGCCGCGGCCCCAGCCCGAGCUGGUGCCGCUGGUCGCGCCCGCCUCUAUCUCCCCUAGUUCACCCCACUUCCCCUGACCCGACCGUGAGCGAACGAUACCACACACGACAGACUUUUAGCAUCGAUACAUUUUGCCUCCGUACGAGAUCGCAAGACUCUGCGUAGGCUAGGUGCUGUUAUAUAGAAAAAAAUGAGCUUCCCCAUAAACUACGUGACAAGAUUCGUUCGCUCAAAUCGCGCUUUCGAUGUGAAACACUUAGUGCUCACAAAUCAGGGAGUGACCAGUGCAAUAAUGUGGAUUAGCAUCGGACUGUACACAGAUUGUGCAAAAACAGUGUUUAUAAAACUUAAAAUGUAAUUAUUGUGUGAAAAGUAGACUAUCUAGUUAGAAGUAAAUGUAUUUUAUUGUAUUCGUUUUACCGCUCAUCUCCCUUGACGUUUGAUUGCUUCGAGGUUAUUCGUGAUAUAUAAUGAAAGAUAAUUUUGACUACGAAGCUGAUUUUUCAAAUUGAUAUGAACUCCAAUUGUAAAAAUGUUCAAAUUAUCUCGGCUAGAAUUGUAUGGUAAUCACUCGGCUAGAUAUAACGAAUAACAUUUUAAUAUAUUUUUAUUCAUAUGUAUAAAUAAUUAUAUUUUGUUGUUUUAUGUUUAUUUUUCUAAAGGGAACGA
This is a messenger RNA of Vanessa tameamea, 2406 nucleotides long. RefSeq names its product blood vessel epicardial substance-like. Gene Ontology annotation, molecular function: cAMP binding. The record is from RefSeq and is a predicted model, not a curated record. Gene Ontology annotation, cellular component: sarcolemma. Lineage: Eukaryota; Metazoa; Arthropoda; Insecta; Lepidoptera; Nymphalidae. Gene Ontology annotation, biological process: skeletal muscle tissue development; striated muscle cell differentiation; regulation of membrane potential. Bases 393 to 1733 code for a protein of 446 amino acids. The transcript has 8 exons.